Spirodela intermedia is the source of this 705-nucleotide messenger RNA. Lineage: Eukaryota; Viridiplantae; Streptophyta; Magnoliopsida; Alismatales; Araceae. The record is from the annotation of a GenBank genome assembly.
AUGAGCCUACGGCGGUGCGCGGAUGUCUGGAAGCUGGGCACGGUGGGCUACUCGGAGUCCCUCAAGCUCCAGCAGAAGCUGCUGGCGGAGAGGAAGUCGGGGAAGAUUGCCGACACCGUCCUCUCCCUCCAGCACCCACCGACCUUCACCCUCGGCAAGCGGCGUACGUACCACAACCUGCUGCUGCCGGAGGCCGACCUGAACUCCAUCGGCGCCGAGCUUCACGUCACGGAGAGAGGCGGCGACAUCACCUUCCAUGGUCCUCACCAGGCCGUGCUCUACCCCAUCGUCUCCCUCAGAGAGAUCGGAUACGGCGCGCGCAGGUACGUGGAGAGCCUCCAGGCGGCGAUGGUUCGGCUGGCGGCGCUCUACGGCGUGAAAGCUCGCGCAGGGGCGGCGGAGGAGGUGGGCGUCUGGGUGGAGAACCGGAAGAUCGGGGCCGUCGGGGUGAGGAUCAGCGGCGGGUUCACCUGCCAUGGCCUGGCCUUCAACAUCGACCCGGACCUGAGCCUCUUCAGGCACAUUGUGCCAUGCGGGAUCUCGGACAAGGAGGUGACCUCGCUGAAGAGGGAGGCCGCGGUCUCCCUCCCCGCCGACGAGGUGAUCCAGGAGCAGCUCGCCGGCUGCCUGGUAGAAGCUCUCGGCUACGAUGAAGUCCUCUGGAGAGAGGAGUCCGAAGAUCUACUGAAGCGCCUUCGCCACUGA